Messenger RNA from Gongylonema pulchrum, 312 nucleotides. Lineage: Eukaryota; Metazoa; Nematoda; Chromadorea; Rhabditida; Gongylonematidae. The record is from the annotation of a GenBank genome assembly.
AUGGGUCAGAAGAACUCGCACCAAGGACAUCUGUCCGACUCGGUGGAAAAUUUGUUAGAGGCAGCAGUUGAGCCGGUGAAGGGAACCGUAGCCGAUCAACUGGAUCGGUUGUCAGCCGCAUUUGAUGCCAUCCAGAAAUACUUGGAAGUGUCGUCGGCGUCACUGCCGCCGUCGCCUUCGGGGUCGAGUCCAACAGCAUCAGUGAAGGCACUGUCGACCUCUCCGAGUCGACGACCCGUCAGCGCUUACCAGAGCAAGCUUGCAGCAGCCAAGCGAAAUCCAUCCGGUGGUGCUCGUACAGCGCACUCAUAA